Molecule: messenger RNA, 1518 nt
Organism: Arachis duranensis
Lineage: Eukaryota; Viridiplantae; Streptophyta; Magnoliopsida; Fabales; Fabaceae
Product: SPX domain-containing protein 2
Exons: 3
Coding region: 99-1211 (370 amino acids)
Biological process (GO): cellular response to phosphate starvation
Source: RefSeq, a predicted model, not a curated record
GCAAUGAUGGUUCCCAUGCCCCCCACGAAUACUGUACAAUACGUACCAGCCCACUGAUGAUUACAACGAAUACAAUUGAGAAAUGAAGCCCAUACAAGAUGGCUUGGCAGUUGGCACCAGUGUCAGAAAUACAAAGAAUAUUCCGAAAUUCCACAAUUCUCCUCUUCAACGAAUAUUCUAAUUCCGGAACCCAAACCCAAACCCAGCGUCCCUUUUUUUUUAGUUUCCUCAAAUCCAUUCCGUUCCACUCUCUUUCAAUUCCCCUCGUCAUAACAGAAACAACCACUCAGCGUUCUCCUUCAUUCAUCCUCUUAAUACACAAAACGGUGUCGUUUUGGAAAGGGGAAUAUCAUAUCAUGAAGUUCUGGAAGAUUCUCAACAACCAGAUCGAGCAAACGCUUCCUGAUUGGCGCGACAAGUUUCUUUCCUACAAGGAUUUGAAGAAGCAGUUGAAGCUCAUCGCGCCCGCCAAGGACGCCGAUAACAACCCUCCCACGAAGCGGCCCAGGUUGGACGGAGACGGCGCCGCCGAAGAUGGGGAACAAGAGGAGGUGGCGAAGGAGGUCAACGACUUCUUGAAGCUGUUGGAAUUGGAGAUUGAGAAGUUCAACGCUUUUUUCGUUGAGAAGGAGGAAGAGUACAUCAUCAAAUGGAAGGAGUUGCAAGACAGGGUUGCCAAGGCCAAGGAUUCAAAUGUAGAAUUGAUGUCUGUAGGGAGGGAAAUAGUGGAUUUUCAUGGAGAGAUGGUUUUGUUAGAGAACUAUAGCGCACUUAACUACACGGGUUUGGUGAAGAUAAUAAAGAAAUAUGAUAAACGAACUGGUGCACUAGUUCGCUUACCUUUCAUCCAAGACGUCUUGAACCAACCUUUCUUCAAAGUUGAUGUGCUUAACAAGAUUGUAAAGGAGUGUGAAGUGAUGCUAAGCAUCCUUUUCCCCAGAAACAGGCCUCCAGGAUCAUCGUUAUCAAUUAACGAGGAUUAUACGGAAGAAGGGUGCACCUCCAUAACUACCAAUGAAAGUAAAGCAUCGCUAGCUCAGGUCCCUAAAGAACUUGCUGAGAUUGAAAACAUGGAGAACACAUACAUCAAACUAACUUCGUCAGCACUGCAAACAUUGGAGCAGAUUAGGGGUGGAAGCUCAACUGUAAGUAUAUACUCAUUACCGCCUCUCGGUAGCAAGGCUCUGGAAGAGGAGAUUGAAGGCAAAUAACUGUCUCUCAAGGAGCGAGCAGCCUAGUAGUUUCUGUGAAUAAAAAGCAAGAUAGUAGGCUGUCUUUCUGCUCUAAACCAUGCAGAGGCAAACAUAGAUCAGGGCAAUAACACUAGAUAGCCGCUGACUUUCCAUCUCUUUUCUUCUUUCCUGUUCGACAAUGCCAUCUUGUGUUGUGAAUCAAAGGGUGAUUGGAUGGAAAUCUUGGCCUUUUUUCAUGGAGCAAUAUCUGAUGGUAGAUGGAUUAUAAUGCAGCCUGAUUACUUUUUCCCACUUAAUGCAAAAUUUUUCUGAGGCUUUUAGGUUU